Molecule: messenger RNA, 3799 nt
Organism: Phycodurus eques (leafy seadragon)
Lineage: Eukaryota; Metazoa; Chordata; Actinopteri; Syngnathiformes; Syngnathidae
Gene: kbtbd4
Product: kelch repeat and BTB (POZ) domain containing 4
Exons: 5
Coding region: 150-1712 (520 amino acids)
Molecular function (GO): protein binding
Source: RefSeq, a predicted model, not a curated record
UUAUGUUGUUAAAAUUAUUUUUUUUAAAUAGUCACGUGAACUUACGGAUGAGUUAUUUUCUGUGCUAACAUGCGCUCACGCAAGCAUUUAGCAAUUUACGUUAGCAUAGCUGGUCCUAUUCAUCACCGGCAUGUCACAUACCAGGCGUAAUGGAGUCCAGUGAGGUGGGGGACCUCAGUGUCGGAGGAGAGGAGAACUACUUCCAGGGCUACACCUUCACCGACCGCUCCCACUCCAGCCGGGUGGUGAAAAGUAUCAUGGACCUGUGCCUGGAAGAUGGCUUGUUUGCCGACGUCACGAUUACAGUGGAUGGCAAGGAGUUCCACCUACACCGACUCGUGCUGUCGGCGCAGAGCAGUUUCUUCCGCUCCAUGUUCACCUCCAACCUGAAAGAGUCCCGUAACCGCUGUAUUGAACUGAAGGAUGUAAGCGCCGCUGUCUUCCAGCUGCUGGUUGACUAUAUCUACCAUGGCACCAUUAAAUUGAGGGUGGAGGAGCUGCAGGACACCUACGAGAUGGCAGAUAUGUACCACUUAACGUCUCUCUUUGAGGAAUGUUCUCGCUUUCUCUCGCGGACCGUGGAGGUCAAGAAUUGUCUACAGGUGAUGUGGCUUGCAGACAGGCACAGUGACCAGGAGUUGUACACGUCUGCCAAACACUGUGCUAAAAUCCACUUGGCCCAACUUCAUCUGACAGAGGAAUUCCUCAACCUGCCGCUCUGUCUGCUCUUAGACAUUAUCAAAGAUGGUGUUCCAAGCUCCCAGAAUCCAACUGUAACUAUUGAGUCGUGGAUAAAUCACAACAAGGUGGAGCGAGAGGAGUUUGCUUGUAUCCUCCAAGAAAAUCUCAAGGAAAUCGGUGAGAAUGUCCACAUUUAUCUGAUCGGUAAAGAGGACACAAGGACUCACUCCCUCGCCGUGUCACUUCACUGCGACGAGGACGACGCCAUCAGCGUUAGUGGCCAGAACAGCCUAUGCCACCAGAUCACCGCCGCUUGUAAGCACAGAGGUGACCUUUACGUGGUGGGCGGCUCCAUCCCCCGGCGCAUGUGGAAGUGCAACAUGCACACCAUGGACUGGGAGCGCUGCGCGCCACUGCCCAGGGACCGCCUCCACCACACCAUGGUGUCAGUUUCCAGCGAGGAUGCCAUCUACUCUCUCGGCGGGAAGACUCUGCAGGACACGCUCUCGAACGCCGUCAUCUUCUACACGGUAAAAGACAACGUGUGGACGGAGACUAGCCAGCUGGACACGGCGGUCUCGGGGGCCGCAGGUGUCAACUUGGGUGGUACCAUCUACUUGCUCGGCGGCGAGGAGAACGACAUGGACUUUUUCACUAAGCCGUCGCGCCUCAUUCAGUGUUUCGACACGGCGUCACAGAAUUGUCAGAUGAAACAGUACAUGCUGCCGUUCGCCGGAUGCAUGCACGCCGCGGUCCACAUGGACGUCAUUUUCAUAGUAGCGGAAGGAGACUCGCUGGUUUGCUACAAUCCUUUGCUGGAGAGCUUCACUCGCCUGCGUUUCCCCGAAGCGUGGAGUUGCGUGCCAUCGCUGUGGAAAGUGGCCAGUUGUAACGGCUGCAUUUAUGUUUUUCGGGACAAAUGUAAGAAAGGUGAUGCGAACACAUUAAAGUUCAAUCCGGCUACGUCUGUUGUCUCUGUUAUCAGAGGUCUAAAAAUCCUCUUGACAAACUGGCAAUUUGUCUUGGCCUAACAUUUCUUAUUUUUAGCUCUGAAUGUACAUACUGUAAACCGUACAGCAGUGUUGGGGAGUGACGAAUUGCAUGGGACUAGAUUAUAUCAUUUCAUUGCAAAAAUUGAUGUAGCUUAAUCCAUUACUAGGAGAAAAGGUAUAAUGAAAUUACAGUUGUUUUUGGAAAAAGGUUAGACUCAUAGGUACACUUUUAAACACAAAAGAAAAUGUACUUUUGAACAGUUUCAUAUCUAUAAUUUAGGACUUUUUUUUUUUUUUUUAAAUGGAACAUUUCACUUAUCCAGGUUGUCAUAUGAAGCAAUAUUAGGGAGGUUUACGGGGAGCCUUCUAUUCUGAUUAUAAUCGGUUUAGAAGCCCAAACCAAAUGGAAAUCCUUCAUAUACACACCUCAGUCGGAAUAAACACGCCGAAUCUGAGUAGAAUUUCGUUCGGUUUCAUAAGGGUCGAAUAUUCCUUUGCCAAACUGAUCAGAAGUACAUUUUCGUCGCGUGAACAGCGAAUCGUAAUGCGCUCUGUCUUCAUGUAAAUAAGCGGUGACGUCAUCGUUGAAGCACUUAAAUAUGUCUGUGAAUAUUGUCAUUCAUCCGGGUCAUUGAAUCCGUCGCAUCUGGACUGUUGUGUUUGUCUUAGAAGAUGUUUCGCCUCUCAUCCGAGCAGGCUUCAUCAGUUCAUGCAACAAGGCUUAGUUAGGACGCACUUUUCAGCUAGCCAUCCACUCCGUAUCACCAUCCCAGCUGACUUUUGGAACUUGCCCAUUUAGAAAUGGUCUUUUCCCAACUUAGGCUACAUCUCGUGAUUUUACUCAACCAGUUUCUCUGGCUGAAUCCAUGUUUAUGUCAUUUUUGCAUUUGUAUUAGCGCCUGUCUCAUUUUGGAUGCGUUUCCUGAGUAGUCACACAAUAUGUCACAAUGGCAUAACCAGCGCGCACGCAUGUACUUCAAAUCAAGUAGAAACAUUUUACUACUGUUCACUAUAUCGUAACGACGUGUCUAAUAUUGAUGUGCAUACAUAUUACAGGAGAUGUUUUCUAAAGUUGUCAAAUGUUCUUGUCAUGAAACUUUUACGUACGGUGUUUCUUGUCAAAUAUAUUGCUGUGGCAACUUUAUACUGCUUAUUGAACUUUUCUGGCCUUGUCGUGUUUGUGAAAUGACUGUUUCCAGUGAUGUUUUAUUUAUUAUUUCCAGUAAGCAGGGGUGCCUUUAGCAAUUCAGCGUUACCCUGCUAAUAUCGAGGUUCAUCGUUCGUAACCCCGCUGUAUUGCUGAUUUUUAAGCAGUCGUCUUUUAUGGGGUUUUCAUGGUAUUCUUACUGUAAUGCCCUUGCAUGUGGGAAAGGAGAGCCACAGUCACCGUUUCACAUUUCAGACAUUUAUUGAGUGCCGGGUGAAGAGUCGAACACACAAUGAGCACACUCGCGCAUGAGCUGCUGGCAGCCACAGCUCACUCUCAGACACUCUUGCAGACUCGCCCACACCGCAAGCCAAUCCGCCAGGCCCCCGCCUCUUAAAGGCAUUGCAUUUAUCGAAGACACAGACACGACAAUACGUAGAGUAUUUACCAUACAUUUUGUGUUCAAAUAUGUUUAACACCCGUUGAACGUGUUUGAAUGGGAUCUGUUACUUGUGAACACAGCCACAUGCUAGUUAUAAGAGAGAGUGCAUCCUUGUGGGACCAGAUUUAUUUUGAUUUUAUUGAAACUUUAUUUAACCAGGUAAAAUACCAGUUAAAACAGAACAUCUCAUUUUCAACGAUGACCUGGCCAAGAAAGCAGGUUAAACAUCAAGUCCAAGUCAAUUACAUUCAAGUUUAUUUCAGUUGUUUAUUUUCCCCUCCCCUGUCAAAAAGAUACAAAAAUAAAUCAGUUGAGUUGUACAAGUUCUAGGCCACAUUAAUGGUGGAAAAAGCUUUACAAUUAUUUAUCAUGGUCAAACCUCUUUUACAACACAAAAACCUGGCAUUUGAACAGGGGUGUGUAGACUUUGUAUAUGCACUGCGGCCUUGUUCCUGUUUUUGUAAUCUGCCUGAUGAGUUUACAGUACUGUGCUGUUUAACGAGUGGAAAACAAUAUAGUAUAAGACCAUUUCCUGGA